CCCAGCUUCGACCUCCAGGCCCUGCUGGCCCCCCGUCGGGGCCCUGCCACCGCCAGGCCUGUAGAGCCUCCUGUGGGUGCAGCCAGCCGUAACUCCCCCCUCACCUGGCUGGGGCGCCGGGCCCUCACAGACCCUGUUAUCGCCGCUGGGAUGGCAGCCGCCGUCCCCGGAUGGAGAGAGGGAGGAGGAGGAGGGAUUGGGGGAGGAAUAGGAGGGGUGCAGGGGGGAUCAGGGGUGCUCAUCAGAGGUGUAGAGGUGAGCAGCAAGGAAGUGGUGGACUACACCGGGACGCCAAGACAACACGUGCUUCUGAGCCGAGCGGAGAGGGAGACGGGAGGGGAGAGGCAGGGCACCACCACCGCACAGAGGAUGCUGAGUUCAGAGAGGCAGUACGUGGCUGUAUUAAAGGGGGUGGAAGAGACCUACUUGCCCCUCCUGGAGGGUCCAGACACCCCCUCCUCCCUCAGGGGGAAAGCAGAUCUCCUGUUCCCCAAAUGGGCCAGCCUCAGCUCCUUCCACUCACAGAACCUCCUCCCAGCCAUGGAGGGAGCUCUACUGCAGAGUCUGCUGCAACAGGACCUCUUCAGUAAAUACAGAGAGGAGUUUCUCCAGUACUCUCACUACAUCAGGAUUAAACCAGAAUUGGACUCCCCGUUGGUUACUCAAGCUGCGGACUUCUUCAAGCUCAGACUCCCGGCCACCCCUCCUCUCUCCCCCCUGUCGUUCCCCCAUUGUCUCCAGGCCCCUACACUGAGACUGGAACAGUACUGCGAUGCCUUGGAAGAGCUGGGAGGGCUAAACCCUGCCUCCGACUCCUCCCUCUCCGUCCUCAGACACGUCCAGCGUCACGGCGAGGACCUCCGGGCCAGCGACCUAAUCGUCGGGUGUCCGGUCCCAGUGGCGGAGCGCGGAGAGCUGGUGCGUCAGGGGGAGCUGUUGGUGUGUGGGGGGACCAGGAGAAAGAAGACAGGGGUGAGGAGUGUGUUCCUCUAUCAGCACCUCAUCAUCUUCACCAAGCAGAAGAGUCCCGGCCCAGGACGCACCGCCUACAGCUUCAAACACAGCAUCAAGACGGGUGAGAUGGGUCUGACCCAGAGUGUGGGUGAGGAGGGGGUGAGGUUCGAGGUGUGGGUGCGUCAGGCCCCUCGUAUCCGGGACUGCCUGACCCUGCAGUGUCAGAGUGGAGAGGGGAGGGCAGCCUGGACACACGACAUCGCUCAGCUCCUCUGGACUCACGCUAUACACAACACAGAGUUGUGUUUGAAAGAGACAAUGUGUAUCGGUGUGUCUAGUAAGAUACUGCUAGACGCCACAGGAGCACCGGUAACAUCUGAACUCGACUCUAUCUACAAUCUGAAUGACAGAGUCCACAGUAGCUGUUCAGACUCUUCCUCUGUUGGCAGUCAGAAGGAGGGGGGGUCCCCAGCCUCUGGGAGGGGACACACACAGAACCAGUCUCCUUCCACUGCGGUGUAAUCUUCAUCUCAGCAACAAACAAACUGGAUUCUGGACCUAAUAAAGACCAACACAACAUCUCUAUGCAAGCCACUGGACGGGUCAAACUGGACAAGAAGUAAAGGACCAAAGAGAAAAGGGCAUACAGGAAACAAAGAGACAUUACGGCUCUGACUAACCCAGGACCUGGCAUCAGCAGAGCCUGCUCUCGGUGGCCAUGUUGGAUCGGCCGGACCCAGUUGCUCGCCGAGUCAUUGAUACCGUGGACACUCCAGCCACACAGUAGAGCCAUUGUCCUCCUUCAGCGGCCCCCCCACUAGGCCAAACCACUCUGCCUGAACCACUGGCUGGCGGCCAUGGCCUUCGUGCUUCCACUAUCUCCUAAAACAUAAAGGAGCAUUAUAGGAAAUAUAGCUUUAUACUGACUUUAUUGGACAUUAUUACAAUUUUGCCUUUUACAAUGCUGUUUAAACAGGGACGUUAUUUUUUUUUUGGGGGGGGGGGGUGUUAGUACUGUAGUAGUAUUAUAGAUUCUGUCUGUGUGGCCGUAUAUGUGGUAUAGUAUAGGCUUAGGUGUGAUUGUGAUCUAUGCAAAUGAGUACAUACGGCCCUGCAUGUAUGGGUGCACACAUUACGCAGAGUGUGGAACACACGCAUACACUCUGCAGACAGUCUUAUUGUGCUAUAGACAGUAGAGUACUGUUCCGACACUGUGGCCAUCUUACAGCUUAGUACAGUAGCUAUAGACCAACCAGUGGGCAGAUAUCAACCAACGACAGGCAUGGCGCCCUACUCUCAGUAGGUCUUGCCUGGAAGUAAAGAGUAGAAUAAACAAUAACAUGGAAAAGGAGAAAUGUCAACAUCUGAUUAUAACCAAACUAUUAAUCUCAGCACUCAGAACCAAAUAAGCUGUUAAAGAGAGACGACCAAACGUCUGUAUUUCGAGGUGGUUUGUUCAUGAGGAUGUAAAGCAAGCGGGAAUCUGGGCCAAAUGGUUACAGUGUGUCCAAUUGUUAUUGUUGAUGGUUUAAGGAAAGGUGGUAUCAUGUCUUUACUCGGGCGUAAGGCUUAUGGUAAACCGUAUAACUUGUUUUGGUGCCUUAUAGCACUGCUCUGUCUAAAGAUACAGUAGCUAUGGGACUCGAUGUCGUGUUCUCCAUUGGUCUUUUCAAUGACUAUUUCAUUGAAUGAUUUUGCGAUUCCUCUUUUUCACUAUAAGCCAUAAUGUUGCAAGCACCAAGUGUACAAAUGUUUGAUUUGCGAGCAUAAGUUCAUGCAAUAUGACGUCGGUCGGGUCUAGAGCGUGUCAAAUGAGUCAUUUCUUUGUGUCUGAGUCAUGUGCUUAUAGCUUUAUAUACGUUAUUCAAAAUGAAGGAAAGUGUUCCAUGAAAUGGAGAUGUCUGUUACCUGCCCUAUUAUCUCGUUGUGAAUUGAAAGAUUCUUUAUUUUUGAAUGCAGUAUGCACUAUUAGCUUACGCCUCCAACUGUAAUACAAUACAGUGACAAUGAUACAUCAUUUGAUGGGGUGCUUAUAUUUGUCCUAAUUAACACAUGCCCAAGUGUGUAAUAAUGUGCAUGUGUGAUUUGGAAAUGAUUUUUUUUUGCAUAUCCCAACUCUACCUGACACCUCAGAGAGUGGGUUCACAGCCGGGGUUGGCCAUUAUCAACAGCGACCCUGGAGCAAUUAGGGUUAAGUGCCUCGCUCAAAGGCACAUUGUCAUAUUUUUCACCUUGUCGGCUCGGGGAUUCAAACUAACCAACCUUUCGGUUACUGGCCCAUCACCCUUACUGCUAGGAACCUGCAGUCCUAAUAGAAUACAAUGCAAUACUGUAACAUACAAUCAUAUACACGAGGGUUGAGUUCAUUUACAACUACAAAUAUAAGUAUUAUUAAGUAUAAAAGUUGUGUUUCUAAGCUAGUCAAUUUUGGGAGCAAACUGAAUUUAAAUUGUGUUAUUGUAUGAUAUAAAGGGCACUAACAGAUAGCCUGUAUGCCAGCUAUGUAGGUAGGUUAGUCUGCCUAAUAUACACAGAUGGCAGCAACCCUUGUCUCUCUCAUCAGAUUUCAUGGGUGUCAUAGCAACUCCAUAUCCAAAUUAAAAAGUGCAAAUGGAUAUUGAACCCAUUGAAUCAAUAUCUAAUUUGUCUGAUUAGGAGGUAUGCAGUGCUCAUACAACAGUACUAGCUUGGUGCUGCAGAAUAUAUUGCAUUAUAUUUGGAGCUAUCGUUUUCACCAGGAGAGUAGUCUUAUAAUAUGUCUUCAGAAUAAUGAACACCUUUUAACCAUCCAGCUGUAGAUUUUCGUCUUCGAAGCGUCUUUUUAUUACGCUUUGACAUGAUUCGUAGUUUUACAUGUAAAUACAACGGAGUUUUUGUUCAAGUGUUUUUUCAUGUGUCAUCUAACCUAUACAGUUUAUGCCAAAAAUAUACUGAUGUUUACAGUUUCGAAAUAAAUGCUUGUUCUGUUUUUGUUGAAUGUCUGCAUGCUAUACGGUUACAAUGUACUUGAUACGCGUUAUACUUCAAUUGUACUUCAAUUGUACUGAGAUCAUGUGUACCUUUCUUAUUGAAAUAAAACUGGACGGAAGCCAUUGAAACUCGA
Oncorhynchus gorbuscha (pink salmon) is the source of this 4057-nucleotide messenger RNA. RefSeq names its product rho guanine nucleotide exchange factor 40-like. Lineage: Eukaryota; Metazoa; Chordata; Actinopteri; Salmoniformes; Salmonidae. Gene Ontology annotation, molecular function: guanyl-nucleotide exchange factor activity. The record is from RefSeq and is a predicted model, not a curated record. The transcript has 10 exons. Bases 151 to 1476 code for a protein of 441 amino acids.